AUGGCGCCGGCCAGCCCCGUCGUUCAGGCAAAUGGCGCGACCAAGGCCAAGCGCCAUGUGCCCCCGGGGAUCCAGACCAACGGACACGCAGGGCCGUCGAGCUCGUCGACCUCGCCUGCCAUGUCGUCGGCCAAGAAGCCGCCGACGAGCGCCAAGCAGACGCCGACGUCGGCGAGCGACCGCACCAUCACGGCCUCCACCGUCCGGCCCGUGAACCGAGCCCGCCGCGAGGCGUCGUCGCAGUCGCAGGGCCGGAACUCGAGGAACAGCACGGCCGUGCGCGCGGCAUCCCUCUCGGCCGACAUGGCGCCUCACGACGCGGGUCCUCCGCCAUACGCCUUUCCCGAUUCCUACAUACUCAGGAAGUUUGCCGGCAGGCCUCCGUCCUUGGUCGUUCAUAUGCAGGCCACGCACUUCCGCUUCGACGGCCAGGAGGGCAUGUUUCAGUACAAGUCGCCCAUGAAGAUAUUCCUCGAGCACCUCCGAAGCCGCACCGUGCCCCACGACCUCCUCGAGUACCUCAUCCAGGGCAACGUGACCUUCUAUGACGGAUGCCUCAUCGUCCAGGUCCACGACCACAAGUCCGCCGCCCAGACCAAGGACGUGACCAAGGUCAAGUCGGCGUCGAGCGCCGUCGUGCCCUCGUCCAUCCACAACUACAACCAAUGCCUGACGCCGUCGCCCUACGUCCCCUUCCCCAAGGAGGAGCAGCAGCUGCCCGACGGCGGGCACGUCAAGGACGACGAGGAAGCAAAGGAGAGCAAGAGCAUGCCGGCGCCCAGCCUUCCCUCCGACGGCGCCAAGGGCAAGCCGUCGCAGACGCCCAAGGUCUUCACCGUCGUCCUGAGGCCCACGCAGGAGAGCUUGCAGGCGGACCUGCGGAUCAAGGCCAUGACGCCGAGGGGCUCCGGCGGCGGCAUGGAUGCCAUGAAUCCGCCGUCGACGCCCAUGUCGCUCGUUCCGCCGACGCCGACGACCUCGAACAUGCCCCCCCCCGCGAAGCGCCGCAAGAAGGAGAGGAUGGAGCUCGACGGCAGCAACAUCUACCUCGCCGAGGGCCAGAUUCUGCUCACGACGGCCGGCCCCCUCAUGCUCGAGCCGACCAAGAACGCCGAGGAGACGAUUGCCCUGCUCGAGGCCUGGUCCCACCCGAAACAUUCCGAGCCGCCGCCGCCGCCCAAGACGCGGAAGAGGACCGUCGCCGAGAUGGCGGCCGACGAGGCCGCCGCCGCCGACCAAGAGCGGUACAUGCUGGUGCUCGACGACAGGCUAUCGUCGAGCGCGACGGGCUCUCAAGGUGCCGGCACGGCCGACGGGGAUGCCCACACGGGCGCCGCCACCUUUGAACCCAGAUUCGAGCGAUUCAAGGUCAUCGACGACAUCCGGAGAGAGCAGGCGGAGAAGAAGGAGCAGGAGCGCAUCAAGCAGCAGGAGAGCGACAGGCGGGCGCAGCUUCAGAGGCAACAGGAAGCCCUGCUGAAGCAGCAGCAGGAGGCCGAGCGCAUCAAGCGAGAGGCGGCCGCCGCCAAGGAGAUGCAGAUGCGUCAGGCCGAAUCUCAACGACAGGCGGCCCUGGCCCGCGCGGCGGCGGCGGCGAGCCAGGCGCAGAACAACCACGGGCCGAGCAUGGGACAACCGCAGCAUGCGCACCCCCCCCAGAACGGGCCCAUGCCGACGGGCCUGCCCAACGCCAUGGCCGUCCCCGGUCCGAACGCGAUGCCGAACGCGAUGCCCAACGCCAUGCCCAAUGCCAUGCAAGGCCAGGUCCAGGCCCGCUUCCCACCCCAGAUGUCGCAGCCUCCGGCCUCGUCUCCCGUGAUCCGCCAAGGAACGCCGCAGAACAUGUCCUCGCCCAUGGUUGGAAGCGUGGCCAUGCAGCAGACAAACUCCAACCUCGCCAACAGCCCUCCCCGUCCUCCAUCGGCCGUUCAGAACGCUCAGAUGUCGGUCCCGAUGGCGCACCAGAUGUCGGCCAGGGGCAGCCAGCAGAGCCAUCCGUCGAACACGCCCCGGAUGCCUCACGCGACGCCCAACAUGGCCCACGGCACGCCGAUCAACAGACCGGCCAUGGCCGCCACUCCACGCAUGGGCCAGGCAAGCCCGCCUCCCAACAUGAUGGCCCAGAACUCGCAGAUGGGCCAAGGGCAAGCCAUGAUGAUGAACAGCCAAGCCAUGGGCCAGCACAACCCUCAGGCGAUUGCCCAAAUGGCGGCGCAGCAGCGUGCCAUCGCCAUGCACCAGGCGCAGCACAUGGCGGCGAUGCAGAACGGCGGCGCAAACCCCGGCAUGAACGGCCAGAACAUGGCGCCGAAUCAAGCGCAGGUGAUGCAAUUGAUGCAGCGGCAGAUUAUGAUGCAACAGCAACAGCAGCAGCAGCAGCAACAACAACAACAGCAGCAGCAGCAGCAGCAGCAACAACAGCCGCAGCAGCAGCAGCAACCGCAACAGCCUCAGCCGCCGCAGGUCAGCAUGAUGACACCCCAACAGCAGCAGCAGUUUGCCCAAUACGCCCAGCAGCUGCAGGGCAUACAAGGGAACCAGCUGCGUCAGAUGACACCGCAGAUGCAGGCCCAGCUGGCGCAAAUGGUGCGGACCGGACAGAUACCAAAUGCCAUGCAGCGGCCGCCCAACGGCCAAAUGAUGAAUGGCAACAAUCCGAACCUGCAAGCUUUUGCUGCCAUGCAGAUGCAGCAGCAACAGCAGCAGCAACAACAGCAGCAACAGCAGCAGCAGCAACAACAGCAGCAGCAACAGCAGCAGCAGCAGCAGCAGCAGCAACAGCCCCAGGCCCAACCCCAGCAGAUGGGCGGCAAUCCGAUCGGGGCACAAAUCCAAGCGAAUGCUCGCCAUAUUUACGGGAGGUUGAUGCAAUCUGCUGUGACAAAAUUUGGCAGCGUGGAGCAGGUUCCGCAGGACACAAUCGACAAGAUGAAGCAGACGUCGUUUGCGCAGGCACAACAAAUGCUGCAGCAAAGCAUGCACCAACGACGGAUUAUGGCGCAACAGCAGCAGCAACAACAGCAGCAACAGCAGCAGCAGCAGCAGCAGCAGGCUGCGAUGCAAGGGAUGGGUGGCAUGAUGGGACACCAGGGGAUGUAA
Drechmeria coniospora is the source of this 3099-nucleotide messenger RNA. Its product is annotated as transcription factor SPT20. The record is from RefSeq and is a predicted model, not a curated record. NCBI's taxonomy places the organism in Eukaryota, Fungi, Ascomycota, Sordariomycetes, Hypocreales, Ophiocordycipitaceae. The transcript is spliced from 2 exons. Bases 1 to 3099 code for a protein of 1032 amino acids.